This is a messenger RNA of Pneumocystis murina B123, 420 nucleotides long. RefSeq names its product ribonucleoprotein-associated protein. The transcript is spliced from 4 exons. Gene Ontology annotation, molecular function: RNA binding. NCBI's taxonomy places the organism in Eukaryota, Fungi, Ascomycota, Pneumocystomycetes, Pneumocystales, Pneumocystaceae. Gene Ontology annotation, cellular component: U4/U6 x U5 tri-snRNP complex; precatalytic spliceosome; box C/D methylation guide snoRNP complex. Gene Ontology annotation, biological process: mRNA splicing, via spliceosome; maturation of SSU-rRNA; ribosome biogenesis. The record is from RefSeq and is a predicted model, not a curated record. The coding region runs from base 40 to 420 and encodes 126 amino acids.
AAAAAUCAAUAUUUUGAUAGAAAUAGGUUAAUCUAAGGAAUGUCAUGUAUUAAUCCCAAAGCCUUUCCUUUGGCAGAUACAAGUUUAACACAGCAAAUCCUAGACUUGGUACAGCAAGCAUCUCAUUAUAAACAAUUGAAAAAAGGAGCGAAUGAAGCGACAAAGACAUUGAAUCGAGGAAUUAGUGAAUUUAUUGUUAUGGCAGCAGAUACAGAGCCUAUUGAGAUACUUCUGCAUCUUCCGUUACUUUGCGAGGAUAAGAAUGUACCUUAUGUUUUUAUAUCUUCAAAAGCAGCCUUAGGGCGUGCAUGUGGUGUUUCACGCCCGGUUAUUUCAGCAAGUAUUACGACAAAUGAAGCAUCUGAUUUAAAACAACAAAUUCAAACAAUCAAAAAUCACAUUGAAAAAUUACUUGUUUAA